Leptonychotes weddellii (Weddell seal) is the source of this 5843-nucleotide messenger RNA. Lineage: Eukaryota; Metazoa; Chordata; Mammalia; Carnivora; Phocidae. The record is from RefSeq and is a predicted model, not a curated record.
CGGGCUGACGGGCUGCCUUGGCCCUCGGACGCCUUCUUCCUGGGCUGGAGGAAGUCCGGGGUGAAGGGACCCCAAGGCACCUCCCGGCCCGGCUUGGACACCCCGGCUCCGGCCGUCCCGGACCCGCACGGUGGAGCCUCUGCCCAGCCUUUCGUGCGGGUGCUUUAGACGCUGCCGGGACGUCCUCGGGUGUUCGCGCUUCCACGUGUAUUUUCCUGCCGCGGAUCUCCGAUAGGAAGCCUCGCCACGUCGAGUUAGCGAAACGCAUCUCAGGGUUCCCACAAUGAAGUUAGCAAAGCAGUGUCCCGAACAGGUCGUUUUUCCUGUAUUUAACAGCAUUAAGGGCACUAUGAACGAAGAGGAGCAGUUUGUAAACAUUGAUUUGAACGAUGACAACAUUUGCAGUGUUUGUAAACUGGGAACAGACAAAGAAACACUCUCCUUCUGCCACGUUUGUUUUGAGCUAAAUAUUGAGGGAGUACCAAAAUCGAAUCUCUUGCACACCAAAUCGUUAAGGGGCCAUAAAGACUGCUUUGAAAAAUACCAUUUGAUUGCAAACCAGGAUUGUCCUCGAUCAAAACUUUCAAAAAGUACUUAUGAAGAAGUUAAAACCAUUUUGAGUAAGAAGAUAAACUGGAUUGUACAGUAUGCACAAAAUAAGGAUCUGGAUUCUGAUUCCGAAUGUUCUAAAAAUCCCCAGCAUCACUUGUUAAAUUUCAGGCAUAAGCCAGAUAAAAAGUUACUCCCACAGUUUGACUCCCAGGUACCAAAGUAUUCUGCAAAGUGGAUAGAUGGAAGUAUAGGCGGUCUCUCGAACUGUUCACAAAGAAUAUUGGAGCAGAGGGGAAAUACAGACUUUGGGCUUGCUAUGUUGCAAGAUUCAGGUGCCACUUUAUGCCACAAUAGUGUAUUGUGGCCUCAUAGUCACAACCAGCCACAGAAAAAAGAAGAGAUAAUCUCUAAUCCAGAGGCUAAUGUCCGGGUCCAGCAUCCACGUUACAGCAGAGAGGAAUUGAAUUCGAUGACUCUUGGUGAGGUAAAGCAACUGAAAGCAAAGCUCCGACAGGAAAUACAGGAAGUUUUUGAAGAGUUAACACACCAAGUGCAAGAAAAAGAUUCUUUGGCCUCAGAGCUCCACGUCCGCCACGUUGCCAUCGAACAGCUUCUCAAGAACUAUUCCAAGUUACCAUGUCUGCAAGUGGGGCGAACAGGAACGAAGUCACACCUACCCAUAAACAAUUAAACUAAACUUACACUUACGUCCUUUGCCCUCAUGCCCCUACCAUUUAUUGGUCUGCCAGACAUGCCAAUUUUGAAGGAGUUGAAGAAAGUUGUGGUCCAUUUUUUUUAUGGUCAUUAAAUUUGCAAAGCUGAAGGCAGUAUCUAACAUCUUCGUCAAAUAAAGCAGAUCGUUACGCUCUAGUCUUCUAGGAUUAAUCAUUUUGGUUCAUUUUGGGAAUCUUUCUUCCCAUAAUUACUAAAUGGCCCUCCCUAACUUACCACAUGUGACUACUGUUACAGUGUGAUUUUAUUAAACAUAUUUUAAUGUAAUUCACCUGUCAAAACAGUAGAAAAUUUAAAACUCCUUAGAUUAGUCUGAACUACUAAAGAUAAUUUUAAGAGGGAAAUGGAAUUCAUAAUACACCUCUUAUUUAUUAUGAGCAAUAUUUUAAUAUGAAAAUUUUAUAUAUAAAAAUGCUAUUUUAGGUACCUUUCCAUUCUCUUUAUAAAUGUGUAUUUGAAUGCCUCUGUAUAUUAUAUUUACACUUUCCUGUGUGAAUAUGUUCAUCCAUAUUUCAGAUCCCUGCAUUUUAUUCUCUUAAUAUGUUCUUUUUACUAUUAUCUUGUUUUCCAAAGAUAAAUGUAUUUUAGAGUAGAUCUCUAUCUAGUUGAAUUGUUUUGACUUCUAAUAACUCUUAUAUGAAAGAGGAAUUAAUAACUUUUUAAAGCAAGUAUCCAAGGAAAAAAAAGUACAUUAUUUUUUUCUAACAAAAGCAGUUCUGAGUUCAGGAAGAAAAUGCUAAUCUAGUUUUCAUAUGUCACCUUGUCUCCAUAGAAGUAAAAGCCUCUUCUACUUCAUUAUUAUUUUCAUUCUAAUGACUUCGAUGUGUUAGAAUUUGGACAGAGUAAGUCAAGCCUCACUUCCAAGUCAAACGUAAUAUCUGUCAAAUUGAAUGUGCUGCAAAAUUGUUGUCCGAUCUUUGAAAAAAGCUUCAAAUUCUUCUGUUUGCCGCUUCAGAUACAGGUUCAAGAAUCCUUAAACUGUCCAAAUUCUCUUAGCAGCAUCACUGAAAUUUGUACCCAAAGAAGGCAUUGUGAGGUAUUUUUCUAAACUUUAAAAUUUAAAGGAGGAAAGAGAAGACUGCUUGACACAGAAAAGUAAGACUCUAGUUCAAAAAAAUAAGCCCAUUUCUAAAGGAUAUUCUUGGAAGUUGCCUGUGAUGUUGCCAAAGAAUUUUGAACUAGUAGGUCAUCUCGAACAGCUAGAUACGUUUUUUAACAGUGUAUUACAUAGUAAAAUCUAUAACCAGUGCAGAAUUAAAAUGGGCUCUAAAUUCUGUUUUUAGUUGGUACUUAGAAUGUAUUUAUGAGGUAAGAUCCUUUGCUUGAAAGAAUCUGCAGAAAAGCCCAUUAGCUUGGCAGCUUCGUGCAUAAAGAUAUGAAUGACUUCUGUCUUAAAUCUGGCAGCCUGCCCCCGCGUGGGUCAGAUUUGAGUCUUGAACACACGAACAGUAUUUGACUAAGCAAAGAAAUGCCUCUAUCUAGUAGAAAACAACUUUUUGUAAUGCUAAGAUGUGUUAAAUUUGCCUGAGAGUAUUAAUUGAUAACCGCAGUUGAUUUAAGUAUGACAUAACUGGUUUUGGAGCUUUUGAAAAAUGUUUUCAAUUUCUGUCAAUUUUUUGAGUCAUCCAAAAUGAAUUUAAAAUCCAGGGAGUGGGGAUGCAUUGCCUUAGUUUUGAUAAGCUUUAAACUGAAUGUGUGCAAUAUCAAAAUCUUUAUAAAUUUACUUUAUAAGUUGAAUAAAGACAUUUCCUGAUGAUGCCAGUGAAUAUCUUAGUAAGUGCUUAGUUGUUAGGUCACAUUUUUUAUUUUGACUUUGCUCUUUUUUGGCAUAAUUCAUCAAGAAUGUUACUAGCCAGUGUGUUUGCACACGUUUGUGCUUCUAUUUAGAUCACUUAGGGACAGUCAUAAAAGUUUGGGAUGUGUUGCAUUUGAUAUCAGUAGUAGCAUAUUUCCAGAGUAUGAGCCAUAUGGUGCAGUCCUAAAUGCAACAGCGUUAAUCCAAAGAAAAGUGUUUGCUUUGUUUCUGGCAAAUAUGUAGCUUUACUAAUUGGGUGGGAUGGUGCAUGUACUAAGGUCUUAUAAUUCGGGAUUCUGAUUUAUUCCAUUUAGAUAUUUCUGCCUAAGCUCUUGAACGGUGCUGUAAAAAAAAAUAUCUGUGGUGCUGGUACUCACAUUAGUACUUUAUUUGGAUGAAUAUUGUAGUAAAAGAAUUUUUUCUUGAAGGAUUUUGUACAGCAGUUUAUCCAACUAUUUGGUAAACUGAUUCCUAUGUUAGUUUUCUUGAUUGAAUAUGCAAUUAUUUUAUAUGCUAAAAUAAGAAUAAGGGACAGAAUGAAGUUCCAUCUUGAGAGAAGAUGAAAUACUACAAAUAUUGGUUACCAUACUUGGCUAUUCUUCUGUAUAGUUGUUAGUACUUUUUGAGGAAGUUUAGAAGAAAAUCUCAUACAUGCCAUCAGUUUCAGAAACAGCAAAAGGGAGAAGACUGCCUAUCAGCUGUUACUAACAUUUUCAGAGCUUAUAUGAUUAAGGGGAGUGAAAUAAGACUAAUGUUUUUUCAUGUUUGAUUUCAUAAUUAGACAAACUGAGUUUAAAAAAAUCAAUUUGAAGUCAAAAGCAAUUUUGAUCACACGAGACUAUUCACUUUCAAGAUUAAAGUUUUCAAAUUUGUUCAGACUUUUAAUUAAGCUAAAAAUCUAUUCUAAUUUGAGAUUGUCUUCCUUUGAUCGUAGCAUUUAAUAUCCAAAUUAGUCUUUUUUUUUUUUUCUUUAAGGAAAAAAAUAAGGCAUGCACUUAGGACCCAGUAACAGGUGAUGCAGAGAGCAGAAUAGUGGCGUUUUGUUCCAUCAUGUAGUUCCUUAGAUAUUGGAGCAAAGAAAUGUUCUUAGUUCUUCAAAUUUUAUGCUCAUUUCACCACAAAGUGCCCAUUUUUGUAUACACUUGAGAAUUAUUUUUAAAAUAAAUUCAUGUUGGGAAGUGAUUUCAAAAAUAUAGUCAAAAUAUAUUCUAUUUUGUUGGGAUCUCGACAGGCAUCUUGAAAUUUCUUGGGUUUUUCAUCUGAUCACAUUCUUUACCACUGAAAAUGGUUUUAAAGUACUUGUUUUGUUGAUACAUAUUUUUACCUUGGUGUUUACACUGUUGAAGGUUGUCAGUUUUUGCUGGGUUUUUUUAAAUUAAUUUUUGAAGAUCUAUUUGUGUGUGUUGAUGUUUACCAGUUUUGGUUUUAUUUUGGUUUGUUUUGUUUUAGAAGAAAUCUGCUUGUGUUAUUAAAUAUUGUAAAAUGCAAUUCAAAAUGUAUAUGCUCUAAACUUAAGAACUUUUAAAGAAAUUAUUUGUGUAGCUUAGAAGGAGGUUCAGUUGGUGACCUUAAAAUUAGGUUGUGACAUGAAAAUUUUCAAAUGGUACAAUGUAAAGUUCUUAUAGUGUUUUUUUCUGAUUUACUGAGAUAUUGCUUAUGCUAAAGUAAGAUAUCUUGAGUAUUUUUAAGUACUUAAUAAAAAGUUUAUUACUCUAUGAACUUUUUAAAGAUCUUUUGUUCAGAUGCAGCUGUAAAGCAAGGGCAGUUGAUUUUCAUUUCAGUGUUUAAUUGUAUUUUUAACUUUGGGUUGGUGGAAAUAAUUACUUGAGGAAAUUUGUGGUGAGAAUCAGUAAAAGAUAAAACCUUCAACAGGUUAUUCUUGCCACAUUAAGUUUUGUGGUGGUGGGGUGGGAAAGAGUUUAUUUAGCAGAAUAAUAAGGUACUAGGGCUCUGGCACAAGCAAAGGGAUCUUGGAGGAGGGUUCUCAUACUGUGGAAUAAUGAGGUUUUGUCCUACACGUCAGUGUCUGCAUUCACUUCAUCCCUUCCUAAUUGCUCUUGUUAUAAUUUAAUCUAACUCCUUUAGCAAUUUGGUCACCUUGCUAUGAACCAAUCAUAACAAGUCCCUAGCACUAAGAUUUUUUUAGCACCUAGUUUGUAAUGUAUACAUUCCCUAUUCUUUUUAGUUUAAAAAGAGUUCAAAUUACUAAUGCAUACUGAAUUAGUACACGAUUUUAAGCUUACCAAAGUAAAACCAAAAAAUCAUGAAGAUGAAUAUUGAGCCCUCGCCCCCCAAAAAAGUGUUCGUUGAACAUCCCUCAACUGCACACCCCUCCAAAGGAAUUUUAGUAAAUGUGUUUUUCUUGAAACAUGUAGAAUAUUUAUUUCCAUUCUGCUGUCUCCAAAAGAGUUUAGAAAGUGUUCCAUUGUGAUUUCUGUUAAAUGCCAUCAUCUCUACUUUUAUGGUUUGUAUGUGUGUGUUAACCUUGUUUUAAAUCUGAGUAGCAUAUACUGUGGUCAUUGAACUUGAUCUCUCUUUGCUGUUAGAAAUUUACUUUACAGAAUUGUGCUAGGGUCUUUGGAAAAAGAAAAUGAAACUGCAGUGGUGAAAAACAAGUUGGUUUUAAAAGAGUUUUAGACAUUGGCAAUUUUUUCUUUUAAAACUGCAAUAAUUUAUGUAUUUGUAUUCUGCCUUGGAACUGUAACUAUGAUGCUUGUCUACUAUUUUUAAUUUUACAGCAAUAAAAUAAAUAUUUUGUUAGAUC